AUGCAUCGAGAAAAUAAUUUAACUAUUGAUACCGUAGUAACUACACUUUAUGUGUUACAUACAUUUCAUGCUACCGUAGAAGGUCAAGUUAGUGUUGAAAGAGAUGAUCAUCUGAAAUUGCUUGACGACUCAAAUAGUUAUUGGUGGUUAAUCAAAGUAUUAAAAUCUGAUGAUAUCGGUUAUAUACCUGCGGAAAAACCAAAAAUAACAAAAGAAAAAAACGUAUCGUUCAAUACACCUUUGUUUGUUUUUGCGGAAGAGCCAGAAGAUGAAUUUGAUGAAGAAGAAAGUUUUGAAGAUUGUGAAGGAGAAUAUGAAGAAUCAAUUGAAAAUACAGCUGAAUCUGUAGAUGAAGAAUUAAAUUCUGAAAUAAGUAACAACGAAAAGAUAAAUCAACAAAUUAGCGAUGCAACACCAGAGAUCGUUAAUUCUGUACAAAACGUUACCUCGGAUAUUACGCAAGUUGUUAAUUCUAUUCCAAAUUCUGUGAAAACUAUACAAAAUGAUAACUCUACUUCAGAGAUUACUCAAGUUGUUGUUGAACCUGAAUUCAAUCCUCCACCGACCCAAGUUAUUAAUUCCGAACCCGAUCCUGUACUGCAACAAGUUGUUAGUUUUCCUGCGGGAACUGAUAAAGAGACACCAUCUUUAGGGAGUGACUUUAUUGAUUUUUCAGAUGAAGAAGAAGAGGAACGUAGAUUUUCUAAUAAAGCAAACAAAUUCUUUGGCACUGAUUCUUCCAAGUUUAACAUCUCACAUGAGGAAUCUAGGAAUUCCAUGGAUGACAAAGAUGAAAAAAGAGGAUCAAAAUCAAAGAAAGAAAAGAAAGAGGGAGGAAGAUUUAUGAAUUUCUUUAAACGGAAAUCUAAGAAGAAGGAUGAAGAUAUUUCUCCUUUACCUUCUCAAAAUUCAUCAAAUGUUUUACCAAAAAACAAAUUAAAAAGUGGGUCUUCGCCAAUUAAAAUUGUGCAACAACAUAAUCAAACAGAGAUUUCUAAUUCAAAUUCACCAGUUUACAGUAUUCUACGUAUUUUUGCUGGAAAAAAUAUUUUGAAUACUGAAGAAUCUAAAAUCCUUUUGUUAAGUCCUAAUACUUCGGUGAAUAAUCUUAUUCGACAAACAUUAAUUAGAUUUAAAUUAAAUCCUGAUGAAAAUUGGAAUGAUUAUUAUAUUACUGUUAAAGAAUCUGACGGAGGUCAAAUUCAAUUAAUGCCAAAUGAUAAUCCUCUUGAGAUCUUUAAUUCUUUAAUAUCUUCUUCUUCGGUCCCAUUACCGACUGUUAAUAGAAAUUCAAUUUCUUCAAUUUCUUCAACUUUAUCUAUUCAUGAAGCUAUAAAGGCAUCAGACUCACAAAAUGAUGCCAAUAAUUCUGUUUGUUUCUUUUUAAAUAAAAAAUCAAAGAGAGGAAGUAGAGUUGCAGGCGAAAAGAAAAUACGAGUACGUGUGUUGUUAUACGCAGAUGAUUUACCUGAUCAUUUAAGAAAUAAACAAGUACCGCGUACUUCUAUGUCUGUACCUAAACAUCUUGCGGAAAAAGCUGCAAGGCGGCGUUCUUGUGAAGAAGGAAAACCUAAAGAAAAAAGUGUGAUCUUGUCAAUAAAUGCUACUGUUAGAAACACUAUUGAAAAAGCUAUGGAUAAAUUUGGUAUCAUAGAAUACGGAAUUGAUGAUUUUGAAAAGAUACCAGAAAUAGAUGAAAUACCAAGAUAUCAGCUUAUGAUGAUAGUUGAUGGUGAAGAAAAAUUACUUCAUCCAACGAUAAUCUUGAGUUCAAUCUUUCCUUCAAAUCAAGAUCCACAACAUUUGUCAAUAGAUUCUUUAGAUUCUUCAUUCUCAUUUUCUUUAGAUUCUCGUGUUGAUAUUGUAACUAGUAUAGGAGCUAUUAGAAGUUCUCGUGUAUUUUCAUCAAAAGCAUCAAAAGUUAGAUAUAGUUUUAUUCCAACAAAAGGAGAAGAAAUAGACAUCAGUGAUUUAAUUGAAGAUAUUUGGGACAAUGAUGAAAUGUUAGUAACACUUAAUGAAGGUUCGGAACCUAUUAGGUCUUCUAUGGAUUCCUUUAAAAAUUCUAAUCAACAAAGUAAAAUGUUAGCACUUAAAAAUAAAAAAGAGAAUAGAAAGAGUAAAACACAAGAUUUAGAUGUUUUAGAAAAAAUUGUGGAUAAUGUACAAAAUAAUGAUUCGGAAGCUGUACAAUCUUUGGAGGAAAGGAUUGGACGAGUGUUAAAUAAAGUUAAAACUGGAAAAUUUGGAACGGAUUCAAUAUCUAAUGUGGCAACUACUUUACGAAAUUUAAGAAAAGAAGAAAAUCAUAUGGAAGGUUAUAUAACAAAUGAGAGUCUUAUAGAAAUAUCUAAUCCUGUGAGCAGAACUUCACCACCAAUAUCACCUGAAUCAAACCAUCGUACUGAAAGUUUUUCAAGUUCACGGUCAUCAUCAUCUAUUUCUGCAAUACAAUCAGACAGCGAUUAUUCAGUAGAAUCAAGUUUGAGAAUAAUACCUUCGUUAAUAAUCGAGGAAGAAGAACAAGAAUCACAAUUACCAUACAAUUCACACAAUCCACAUAAUUCAAAUAAUUCAUACAAUUCACACAGUUCAUACAAUUCAUAUAGUUCAUACAAUUCAUGCAUUUCAUACGAUUCAAACAUUAAUUCAAAUAUUAAUAUUAAUUCAAUAAACAUUAAUUCAGUAAAUAUCGAUUCAACAAAUAUUAAUUCAACAAAUAUUAAUUCAAAUAUCAAUUCAACAAAUAUUAGUUCAAAUAUUGAUUUAACAAAUAUUAAUUCAAAUAAUCGAGAUCCAUUUAAAACUCGACAAAGAUCUGAAUCAACCACAUCAAACAAUUCUAUUAAAUCAUAUAACUCUGGAAAUUCCACAUUAAACACUUCUAAUAUAUCAACACCAACGCAAGAAGCAAUGCCGUUAACUCCUCCAGGAAUAAUGCCAGGUAGAAAACAAUCUACAACAUCAAUAGAGAGUGAUUGGAUAUUAUCUAAUGAUUUCGGAUUACAAGAAUUAAUAAUACUUGCAAGAUCAGAAAUAAAUAUUUUAGAAUCUAAAGAACGAAGUUGGUUAUUAAUUAAUGAUCCGGAAAAAAUAUUUGAUAUGAUUGAAACUCUAGAAAUUAGAGAAGAAGUUAAAGAAGUUUUUGGUGGUGUAAAUAAUGAAUUAGAUAAAUUGGAAGAGGAACUUAAUCAAAUAUUAGAUGAUGCUAUAAGAGUAUUCUAA
Molecule: messenger RNA, 3225 nt
Organism: Diversispora eburnea
Lineage: Eukaryota; Fungi; Glomeromycota; Glomeromycetes; Diversisporales; Diversisporaceae
Source: the annotation of a GenBank genome assembly